AUGUGGAGUGUUUUCAAUCCAACUAAGGUUUCAGGAACUGCUUUACCCUUUAGGAAAUGGUUUUUCAACAAUAAUCAGCAAGAAUUUACAUCCGCAGACGAUCUUCACAAUUCUAAAUCCAGUCCAAACUCAGAUGAUCCAUCUUGUCAAUGGUGUGGCCAAGUUAAAUCUAAAGCACAAACAGGAUAUAAGGAAAGUGUGGAAAAUGUUGAUCUACCAGAAGAGUGCAAGAAAGAUCCUUCUAAAUGCAAUAUUACUCACUAUUUAUACGAAACGCAUUUUGGACAAAGUGUCACUUUAAAAGCGCCUCGCCAUGUCAAAAAUGAUUUGUGGGGAGUCUUUAGUCAAAUUCCUACUUCUGCAGAUGGUUUUCCUAGUUCAAAAUAUGCUAUUGAUGUUAAUAGUCAAAAAGAAUUACCAUCGGCAGAAAAAAGAUUGAAACCUCUUAAGCUUGCAGAUACAGGUGUUCAAUUACAUGAAGAAUACACUGAUAAUAUCAAGAAUUCGAGACCUGUUAUUCCAAAGAUACCUCGUGUUUUCCCAAGAGCUUUACCAAAUGAAAAACAUCAGUAUCAGGUUAAAAAUAAAAUGUCUAGAUAUUGCAUUGGUUGUGCCCAGUUUAAGCAAGACCAAGAUAUACAAUUAAUGAACAAACUCGGCGAACCAGUCCAAUAUAAACAAGACAAAGAUAAACAUGUUAUAGAUUCUGAUGCAGAAGAAAACUUUUGGUGGCUAUUUAACCCACCUAAAGCACACGCAGACGAACUUCACAAUUCUAAAUCUACUCCAAACUCAGGAGAAAUCUUUUGUCCGUGGUGUCCCAUGGUCACAUCAAAAGAACAAGCUAAUUCCUUAGACUCUGAAUCUCAAGAACAAACAGAAAGCAACCAAGAAAUGCAGAACUUCGGUGAAGAUAUAACAAUGUGCCUAGGUCUUCCUUAUCCUGAAAAUUUAGAGUGUUUACAAAUAUUAGGACAAGGUCCCGUCAGCCCACGCUCCUUUGAAAUUGAUCAAGCAGCAUAUUCAUCGAACGAAAACCUAAAGAAACCUGUUAAAGAUUCUGAUGCAGAAGAAAACUUUUGGUGGCUAUUUAACCCACCUAAAGCACAUGCAGACGAAACUUCACAAUUCUAA
Trichomonas vaginalis G3 is the source of this 1134-nucleotide messenger RNA. RefSeq lists its product as uncharacterized. The transcript has a single exon. The record is from RefSeq and is a predicted model, not a curated record. The coding region runs from base 1 to 1134 and encodes 377 amino acids. NCBI's taxonomy places the organism in Eukaryota, Parabasalia, Trichomonadida, Trichomonadidae.